CGAACUGUUUUUGUUUACUAUUAGCUUAGCUUAGUUUAGCGCCGACACGCAGAGCUUCAGGAAAUGUGAUAGUAGGACCUUUGACAGCUGUGCGCUUUUAUCGGACUGUCCGUCACGUACAAAUGUUAGGUACUGGACAAUUAGCUAAGCUAUGAAAUUACUUUUUCUUGCCUGUCUCGGGCCACAAACUGGGAACCACACCACAGCUGAGAGAAUAAGAUCCCACAUUGAGUCAGCAGGACACAUUUGUGAGCUCAUGGAUGCAGCAGAAUUUCAGUCUCCUGCUGAGGUGGCGAGCCUGGUAUCUCAGAAUCCACCAUUUGAGGGUGCACUGGCCAUUCAUCUGUUCAAAGCAGGCAGGCUUCUCUUAGAUACCAGUGUACCAUUUGGUGUUAUCUUUGGUGGAACAGACAUAAAUGAAGAUGUGAAAGUUGAACAGAAGCGUGUGGUUAUGGAACAGGUGCUACUGAAAGCCAGGUUUGCUGUUGCUUUUACAGAUAAAAUAAAAGAAGAAGCAGAGAUAUUUUUGCUCUCAAACUGCAGUAAAAUUUAUGUCCAACCCCAAGGCAUCCACACUGAAGUGACCAAGACGUUCUGCUGGACUGAUUUCUUGAGGAGCUCAGGUGUAAGCAGAGAGGAUGUAGAUGAGCUACAUGUUUUCCUCUUAGUCUGUGGUCUUAGAAGAGUCAAGGAUCCCCUCUACCUAGUGCAGAUUUUUACAGAGUGGCAUAAUGAGAAUCCCCUCAAUGUGUUGGUCAUUAUUGGGCCAAAGAUGGAUCCUGUUCUUACUCUGGAGGUUGAAGCUGUUGUUGAACAGACAGCUGGGGUCUUUCUGGCACCUGAGAGAAGCCAACAGGAGCUUCAUGCUGCCAUGAAAAAGUGCUCUGCUGUGGUCAACAGCUCUCUCUCAGAAGGAAUGUCAGCAGCCAUCUUAGAGGCCAUGGAUCUUGGGGUACCCGUUGUGGCGAGGGAUAUUCCAGGAAAUGCUGCUGUGGUACAUCAUGAGGUCACAGGGCUGCUGUACUCUACUCCACAGGAAUUUGUGCAUCAAUCUCAAAGGCUGUUGUCAGAUCCUGAGCUGAGAGAAAAACUGGUGAGGAACGGAAAAAUCUACGUGGAAAAACAUCACAGCCCGAAACGAGAGAGAGAGACCUACCUGAAGCUGGUUGACAUUCUGCAGUGAGCACGC
Thalassophryne amazonica is the source of this 1189-nucleotide messenger RNA. It is a transcript of the gene glt1d1, whose product is annotated as glycosyltransferase 1 domain containing 1. Gene Ontology annotation, molecular function: glycosyltransferase activity. The record is from RefSeq and is a predicted model, not a curated record. The coding region runs from base 152 to 1183 and encodes 343 amino acids. NCBI's taxonomy places the organism in Eukaryota, Metazoa, Chordata, Actinopteri, Batrachoidiformes, Batrachoididae. The transcript has 12 exons.